GCAGCUGCCCCGUUUUCCCGGSGGAGCGGUUUGCGAGGGUGUGUUCCCGUUGCUGAGCAGGGAUGCUGGUUGCAGGGAGGCUGGAGUUUCUCGUAUUUGCCGCCACAGUGUGUGUGUUGAAUCCAUGGGCGUUGCUGYGAUGGAGCAGCUCUUCAGCACUGACCUCUUGCACCAGGCUCUAUGAACUGGUCCCAGUUAAGACUUACUUUUUUUCGCCGUUUAUGUUGAUAACAUUGUCUUGUUGGUUUGUACCGAGAGACCCACGCUGCCCUCUGAUAGCACAUUUGCACUGGUAGCACAUUUACACAUCUUGGUUACRUUUUGUGCAGUCUGUCCUGCUUGAGGAAAAAUCUUGGAGCAAAAACUUAUGCUUUUGACCAACUACCUGCAUAUUUUAUAUAGUAUUUUUCAGUCAUUUCACAUUUUAAAAAGGAAUUCAAGAACAAGCACUGUCAUAUUGGGCUUCAAGAAGUGUCUGCAAGAUUACUGUUACUGUAAAAUAUCUAUUGUGUGUUCUAGAGAAAAAAAAGCAUAAUCUUAAUAGUAGAUGUAAUUCAAUUCUUAAUAAUGCAUGAUAGUUUUCAAAUUCUGCUUAAUUGCAUUCAGGAUUCCCAGUAUCUUAAAACUUCAUUUUUAAUUUCUUUUUGAAGCAUCAAAAAGUUUGUUAUAUUUAUGAAGCAGGAAAUUUUCCAAAUGUGAACCAUAAAUUUUUAUUUUUUUUAUUUUUUUAUUUAUUUUGUCUUCAAUGUAGGCAUCCUAAAGCAACAGCUCAGGGGCUUGUUCUUUACCAGCAGAUUUUAAAUACUGAGGGAUGAUGGCUUUCUUCCCCAAAAUAUCCUUUCAACCUGAAGUUGAAGAAUAUCUCAGCAAAGUGUUCAGAAAUAGAGAGCUYUUAGCUGCUUUAGGUGCACAGGAAGCAGAGAAUAGAUAUCAGUCUCUGUUAAGUCAUCUGUCUCAUCCACCAGCUUUCACGACCGUUAGAGUAAAUACACGCUUGGCCUCAGUGAAACAUGUGAAAAGUUUGCUGCUUGAUGAGAUUCAGCAGCAAUUUAAAGGACUAAAUGUUCCGGUCCUUGAGCACCCAAAAAUCCAGGACAUACUAUUAAUUCCUGUCAUUGGACCCAGGCAUGAUAUAAGAAGACAUGACUCUGAAGUCAUUGUUGGAGCCCAGUGUGGUUAUGCUGUACUUCGAGGAGCACAUGUGUAUGUCCCGGGAAUCAUAUCUACCUCCAAAGUUUUGAAAGCUGGAGAUUUAGUCUCGGUGUAUUCAGAUAUUGAAGGGAAGUGUAAAAGAGGAGCAAAAGAAUUUGGAGGCAUCAAAGUUUUCCUUGGAAAUGGGAUUUCUGAAUUGAGUCGCAACGAGAUCUUCGGUUCAAAUGGUCCACUGAAUGGAAUGGGUGUAAGAAUGAUAGAGCCAGUCUACCUUAGUCCUUCGUUUGACAAUGUGCUCUCCAGUCAUUUGUUUUUACAGAACUUGCCUUCUGUGGUUGUGAGCCAUGUUUUAAACCCUCAGCCAGGAGAGAGAAUUUUGGACAUGUGUGCUGCACCUGGAGGAAAAACAACCCAUCUUGCAACGUUAAUGCAUGACCAGGGUGAAGUAAUAGCCAUGGACAAAAUAGCCAACAAGAUGAAAAAAAUUAAGCAGAAUGCUGAAUUGCUGCAGUUGAAUUGCAUUAAGACCUUCUGUUAUGAUGGGACAAAGGCACUUUCAGUUGAGAAGAUGAAAAAGGAAGGAAAUGAACAAGAAGGUCCUCCUUUUCCACCAGAGUCAUUUGAUCGAAUUCUUCUUGAUGCUCCAUGUAGUGGGAUGGGGCAAAGGCCAAACAUGGCUUAUUCUUGGACUCUAAAAGAAGUGACAUCUUAUCAACCCCUGCAACGCAAGCUUUUCACUGUGGCAGUGAAAUUGCUGAAGCCAGGAGGGGUUUUGGUGUAUAGUACAUGCACUAUUACACUUUCUGAAAAUGAGGAGCAAGUUGCUUGGGCCCUGGAAACGUUUCCAUGCCUCCAGCUUCACCCACAGGAACCUCAUAUUGGAGGAGAAGGCAUGAGGGGAGCUGGGCUGUCACUUGCCCAGUUGAAGCAGCUGCAGAGAUUUGAUCCAUCUGCUGUGACUUUGCAGGGAACGGACAUUACUGCUUUGCAAGAUUCCAGGGAAGAGGAUCUGAUUUCACUGGCAAAUAGGGACUGUAURGGGUUUUUUAUUGCAAAAUUUAUUAAAUUGAAUAAUAAAUAACCAAUUUAGCAAUAGAGCCUGAAAACAGCGCGCCUSUGAGGCCCAGCACGGCUGCAGCUCAGGUGUCAACCGUGGUUCUCGCUGCCGCAGCGUUGCCAGGCCAACAGGCUGACGACACGGUUGCCAUGGCAGCAGCCCAAUCCGCCAGCUGUUCCCUGGGAACCAGCCACAGGUUGCGGGAAGAAAGUCACAGCUGGGGGAGGGGAGGGCCAUCCUGAAGUCCCCAUUCGCUCCUGUAUUUACAGCAGGUCAGUGCAGGAAAGACGAGUGUGCUCAGCACCCGCCUGGUCUGUUUUAUCCUUUACCACGUGCCUAGGAACAGGGCUUCACAGGGGCAGGACCRGAGUCUAUCUUAUUUAAUGCAGUCAUAAGUAAAAUAUACUGGGACUGCUACUGCCGAUUUUGGAAGAGUUGUUUUCUGUGGAGGUUUCCCAAAAUGUUUCAUGAAAUACUGCGAAGUGAAACGCUAAUAUUUCACAAAGAACUGUUUUAUAAAUUGAUACUUAGAACCUCAUUUCUCUUUUAUUUUAAUACAAGCAAGAUUCUCUGUACACAUAGUAUAUACACAAAAUACGAUUAGGCUUCGUAGCAUGUCUUUUAUAGCAGCAUGAAUAUAUUAAACCAUCUCACUCUGGGAAUGUAAAUAAAUAUUGUUUCAACAUCAAACUUCCCAUGCAUAAACUGUAUUGGUUCUGAAAUAGAGUAUUGGACUGGCUGACAAAUGACAGAUUUAAAAAGAAACAUUUGCAAUAGAAGGGGUAACAGUUGUGAUUAAUAUAUCAAGAGACAGAAAACAAUGCAUAAUACGGUCUGAAUUUUGC
This is a messenger RNA of Nothoprocta perdicaria, 3054 nucleotides long. RefSeq names its product NOP2/Sun RNA methyltransferase family member 6 (gene NSUN6). NCBI's taxonomy places the organism in Eukaryota, Metazoa, Chordata, Aves, Tinamiformes, Tinamidae. Gene Ontology annotation, biological process: RNA methylation. The transcript has 12 exons. The record is from RefSeq and is a predicted model, not a curated record. Gene Ontology annotation, molecular function: methyltransferase activity; RNA binding. The coding region runs from base 812 to 2233 and encodes 473 amino acids.